Cucurbita moschata (crookneck pumpkin) is the source of this 1330-nucleotide messenger RNA. Its product is annotated as probable voltage-gated potassium channel subunit beta. Bases 173 to 1159 code for a protein of 328 amino acids. The transcript has 4 exons. The record is from RefSeq and is a predicted model, not a curated record. Lineage: Eukaryota; Viridiplantae; Streptophyta; Magnoliopsida; Cucurbitales; Cucurbitaceae.
ACUUCAGAUAUUUCUUGGAGAACCCACCGCCUUCACGUGUUGCUGUUGAAGAAAAUUCUCACAGCUCUGAGGACCGAUUUGAUUCCAUUUCGUUUCCCUUUUUCCAUAUCCUUCAAUCACAUUCACAAUCCCGAUUCGCUCUCUCGCCGAUCGUCCUCCAUUGCCGUCCACGAUGCAGUACAACAACUUAGGCAGGUCCGGCUUGAAGGUCAGCCAGUUAUCAUACGGUGCUUGGGUCAGUUUCGGCAAUCAACUCGAUGUGCGAGAGGCUAAAUCUCUUCUUCAAUGCUGCCGUGACCACGGCGUCAAUUUCUUCGACAACGCUGAAGUCUACGCCAAUGGAAGGGCUGAGGAGAUCAUGGGCCAGGCCAUUCGCGAGCUUGGAUGGAAGCGCUCUGAUAUCGUCGUCUCCACCAAAAUCUUUUGGGGCGGUUCUGGUCCCAAUGACAAGGGGCUUUCCAGAAAACACAUCGUUGAAGGUACCAAGGCUUCGCUGAAGCGAUUGGAUAUGGAGUAUGUUGAUCUUCUCUACUGUCACCGUCCGGAUGCGUCGACGCCGAUCGAGGAGACGGUAAGGGCGAUGAACUAUGUGAUCGAUAAGGGAUGGGCGUUUUAUUGGGGUACUAGUGAGUGGUCGGCUCAGCAGAUCACUGAGGCUUGGGGGAUUGCUAAUAGAUUGGAUUUGGUUGGGCCGAUUGUGGAGCAGCCGGAGUACAAUUUGUUAUCUCGUCAUAAGGUCGAGUCCGAGUUUCUCCCUCUGUACAGCAACUAUGGCAUAGGUCUAACGACAUGGAGUCCGCUGGCGUCUGGUGUGCUCACUGGAAAAUACAACAAGGGAACUAUACCACCUGAUAGCCGAUUUGCUUUGGAAAAUUACAAAAAUCUUGCAAAUCGAUCUCUGGUUGAUGAUGUGUUGAAAAAAGUCAAUAACUUGAAACCAAUUGCGGAUGAGCUAGGAGUGCCAUUGUCGCAACUAGCAAUUGCAUGGUGUGCUUCAAAUCCUAACGUCUCAUCGGUUAUCACCGGCGCCACGAAGGAAUCUCAGAUUCAGGAGAACAUGAAGGCCGUGGACGUGAUCCCACUGCUAACUCCAGCAGUAAUGGAGAAGAUCGAGGCUGCUGUUCAAAGCAAGCCAAAGCGUCCAGAGUCAUUUAGGUGAUCAUAGCGCACCAUAGUCUUCUGUGUAUUGCUUAGUAGCUUCCAUAUUUAUGUGCUUUUAUUUAUGAUAUGCUCUGUUAUGACCUUCUUUGUUUGCUAUGAACUUUUGGGGAUUUCUUUUUUCUAGUCUUUAUUAAUGUAUGUGUUUGAUUUUUGAGGGACAUAAAAACAA